Molecule: messenger RNA, 653 nt
Organism: Monomorium pharaonis (pharaoh ant)
Lineage: Eukaryota; Metazoa; Arthropoda; Insecta; Hymenoptera; Formicidae
Gene: RpLP2
Product: 60S acidic ribosomal protein P2
Exons: 4
Coding region: 159-500 (113 amino acids)
Biological process (GO): cytoplasmic translational elongation
Cellular component (GO): ribosome; cytosolic large ribosomal subunit
Molecular function (GO): structural constituent of ribosome
Source: RefSeq, a predicted model, not a curated record
AGGGCACAACAGUGAGCGACGUGAGUCUCGUCACCUAGCGUUCGUUUCAUCAAGUCUCUCUCCCAAUUCUUUUCCGUUUUUUCUCCUUCCGGUGCUAGUUUGUGCACGUUUAGUUCUUGCUUCAGUGGUCUCACGUUUCGUGUCGUAAGACUUAAAAAAUGCGUUACGUGGCCGCUUAUAUGUUGGCUGUUUUGGGAGGCAAAGCCUCUCCAAGCCAGAAUGACAUUGAAAAGAUCCUGUCGUCGGUAGGAAUUGAAACCGACGCUGAGAAGCUGAAAAAAGUCAUCACGGAAUUGAAUGGAAAGUCGAUAGACGAACUGAUUACCAAGGGCAGGGAGAAGCUAUCAUCCAUGCCAGUUGGUGGCGCAGUUGCCGCUGCUCCUGCAGCUCCUGCUGGAGGCGCAGCAGCUCCAGCUGAAGAGAAAAAAGAGGAAAAGAAACCAGCUAAGGAAGAAUCCGAAUCUGAGGAUGAUGACAUGGGCUUUGGGUUGUUUGACUAAGGAUGCUUUUCUUCUGUUUUUUUUUUUUCAAUCUUUCCAUCGAACUGAAAAGCUUGCUGCAUUCUGCGGCAGUGGUACAAGCGUCCUUCGACUUUAUUGUAGAUCUUAAUCAGAGCUGAUGCUACUGCUGGAGAAUAAAGCGAAUACUUUUAA